This is a messenger RNA of Xyrauchen texanus (razorback sucker), 1415 nucleotides long. RefSeq lists its product as uncharacterized. NCBI's taxonomy places the organism in Eukaryota, Metazoa, Chordata, Actinopteri, Cypriniformes, Catostomidae. Gene Ontology annotation, molecular function: oxidoreductase activity. The record is from RefSeq and is a predicted model, not a curated record. The transcript is spliced from 6 exons. Bases 172 to 1239 code for a protein of 355 amino acids.
AAAGGAUUGAAGUUUUUGAAUAACAUUUUCUUCAUAUUCCUGGAUAUCCACCAUUUUUUGAAAGCUGAAAGUACCACAAGGAUAAAACACGGUAACAUAAAGAGAUUACUGUUUGAACUCCAUAUGUUUUGAAGGUUCCAAGUGAAUUUCAGACCGUGGAUCGUUGAAUUUAUGAGUCACAUUAUCAACACCUCCUCAUUCAUAAUGAUGCCUAAAUUACUGAGCAUAACUGCCCUGCUUUUUUCCUACAACUUUUUGGGUGAUCACGUUUACAAAUAUGUAGCUCUUGCCAUCAUUCUUCUGCUCUUGGCUAACGCUGUAAGCCAUGCUGGAAAUGGCUUGUCCGAUGGAUAUGGCCGGGCAGUAUUGAUAACGGGCUGUGAUAGUGGAUUUGGACUUCACCUUGCUAAGAAACUGGACCGCAUGGGUUUCACUGUGUUUGCUGGAUGUUUAUGCCCUGAUGGUCCCGGCGCUCAGAGUCUGAUUAAAGAAGGGUCAGAGCGUAUGGAAGUACUUCAACUGGACGUGACCAAAAAUGAACACGUUAACUUGGCCAAGGAUUUUGUCAAAGCAAAUUUGCCAGAGAAAGGUCUCUAUGCUGUUGUGAACAAUGCUGGAAUUAGUGAGUGGGGAGAGACUGAGUGGAGUACAGUUGAAGACUUCCAAAAGAUGUCUGAUGUUAACCUGUUUGGCAGCAUCAGAGUCACCAUUGCUUUCUUGUCACUUGUUAGGGCAUCCAAAGGUCGUAUGUUGUAUGUGUCAAGUGUCUUUUCCUUCUUCAAUUGUCUGAAUAUGGGGGCAUACAGUGUUUCCAAGCGAGGACUGGAGGCAUUCGCAGACUGUUUAAGAGUAGAGAUGGCCAGUUUUGGGGUUAAGGUCAGCAUUAUUCAACCUGGAAAUUUUGGGUCAGCCACAAACAUUCAGAGCAAGAAAACUUCGCAAGACAUAUGGGAUGAAUUUGAUGGUGCUCGUAAACGAAUAUUUAGUCAGAAUUACAUUGAGAUAGCAUGUGAUUAUUUUCAGUCAAUGUGCUCUUUAGGAUUUAAGGAUUGCACUAUGGUUAUCGAUGCCAUGUUACACGCUCUCACUGCACCUAAACCUCAAACUCGAUACCUGCUUGUUUCGUCUGUAGAUAUGCUAUUUUUUUACACCUUUCCUUAUUUACCCACAUACAUCACAGAUGCUGUGUUUAAUCUGAGUUCCAUGUAUCACAAGCGUAAAGAAAUGCUUUACUCAUAAUUUGGUUUAUUGAUAAUCACUGAGUUCCCUUCAUAGACCGAACUCAAAGAAAGUUCCUAUUCUAAGAGACUGUAUAGACAUAUGUAUUUCUUUGUUUGGCUACAGAUAUAAUAAAAUCUUGAUGGAAAGGAAAACUAUGAACAGUGCUGGAGAAUUUCUUAUAUCCAGACUUACAG